UGGUUCCGCCCUAUCCGGCGGUCGGACUUAUUUUGUUGAAGGACUUUUUUUUUUAGAUCCAGACCAAACGUGCGUUCCUUACUGUGUGGAUAAUAUUACAGUCAAAACUUACCGUUAAGGCGUCGAAGCUAUGGCAACACGGAGCUAUGGGGCUUGUGUCCUGUGUCAGAAGGCUGUCGUUGUGAAGAUGAUGUGCAGGGGAAUGAGUGCAGCUGCACACUCGCUGCCCCAGGUAGAUUUCCUUAAAGGAGAAAUCCACCGGAAGCAUCCAGGUGUGACCAACCUGAAAACUCUGCGCCUACCUGAGGAGCUGCAGAUGGCUGCUCAGUCCAUCAUUCACAGAGCGCAGGUGACACGGCUGGCGGACCGCACUCAAAGCCUCACUAACUUUCUGUGGAAAAGAAAACGGGCCGUCGAGGAUUCAACUCUGAGGCAGAAAGCUAUGAGCCUGGAGAAGGAACUUUGGCUGAAAGCAAUGGAGAAGAAGGGAGAUGUGGAUGAACAAGCUCUGGAUGACCGCAUCAGGAAGAAAGUGGUUUCAGAGCUCAGAAGAACCACAUAUCACUGGACUCCUAUGAAGUAUGAUGAGGAGCUGGGUGUGGUGUACAUGGCUGCUCGACUGGCUGGAGGCUAUGCAGCAGUGAGAAGAGCUUUAAACGAGAUAAAGAAGAGAGAUCUCUCUUUUGCACCGCAGACCCUCCUGGACUUCGGUUCAGGGCUGGGAACAGUUGUCUGGGCAUCACACUCAUGUUGGGGCGACACUUUGAAGGAGAUGGUGUGUGUGGACAGCUCUGCAACCAUGAACAUCCUUGCUGAACGGCUCCUCAAAGGUGAUGAUGAAAGAGCUGAACCUCACAUCAAACAAGUCUAUUUCAGACAGUUCCUCCCAGUUUCUCCGAAGGUUCAGUUUGACUUGGUGACAGCAGCUUUCACUCUGUCUGAGCUCCGGAACCUGAAGGACCGAGAAGAGACGGUGACGACUCUGUGGAGAAAGACCAGCUCCUACCUGGUGUUGGUGGAAAAUGGGACCAAAGAAGGCCAUCAGAUGCUCAUGGAAGCCAGAGACACUUUAUUAAAUACACAAGAAAAGACCGUCUUUGACCCCAGACCAGCUUCGGUGUUUGCUCCUUGUCCUCACGAGCUGAUGUGUCCUAAACUAGCCCGUGAACAAGUAAAACCCUGCAACUUUCAGCAGAAUUACCAACCUCUGCCUCUGCCCAAGCACAGUGACCAGCAGAGGGAGAAGUUCAUCUACCUGAUUCUGUCUCGGACUCCACCAGCGAGGCCAGAAACUGAGGGGGUGGAGUGGGCCAGGCUCACCGCACCAGUGCAGCGCAGAACAAGACAUGUCCACUGUCGCAUGUGCUGCUCUGACGGAAAAUUACAACACCUAGUGCUGACGGCACGAAAACACAGCAGAGAUGUGUACCGCUGUGCUCGGAGCAGUGACUGGGGAGAUCAAGUUCCAAUCACUCAGAGCGCUGAUGAAGACAUCGAGGCUGAUUCAGAGAUCGAGGCUGAUUCAGAGUGAUGAAUAAACAGGAGGGAGCACAUAGACACUCUUUCGACUUUAUAGACUUUGGAAACAUGAAAUGAAACUGAGAUAAGACGGCUGUCCAAGGACUCAACAGAACAUCUGCAUUUCUUUACUGGACAUGUUGAGACACUGACUCAUUUGACUUCCUGAUUCUUCAAUAAACAGCCUUAACCAAGUCUUCA
Notolabrus celidotus (New Zealand spotty) is the source of this 1719-nucleotide messenger RNA. RefSeq names its product methyltransferase like 17 (gene mettl17). Gene Ontology annotation, cellular component: mitochondrial small ribosomal subunit. Gene Ontology annotation, molecular function: structural constituent of ribosome; methyltransferase activity. The transcript is spliced from 14 exons. The record is from RefSeq and is a predicted model, not a curated record. Lineage: Eukaryota; Metazoa; Chordata; Actinopteri; Labriformes; Labridae. Gene Ontology annotation, biological process: translation. Bases 131 to 1531 code for a protein of 466 amino acids.